Molecule: messenger RNA, 948 nt
Organism: Nerophis lumbriciformis (worm pipefish)
Lineage: Eukaryota; Metazoa; Chordata; Actinopteri; Syngnathiformes; Syngnathidae
Source: RefSeq, a predicted model, not a curated record
AUGCCCGCCGCGGUGCACCAACUGCCUGGGGAGGACAGCUUUAAAAGGUCGGAGGAGGAGAAGAAGGACAUCUCGCCGGGUUUCUUUUGCGACGAGCGCGGCUAUUUGAAUCAGGUGGCUUUCAUUCUGGAGCAUGGACGCAAGAAGGGAGACCGGACCGGGACCGGCGUCAUCUCGGUGUUCGGCUCCCAGGCUCGAUACAGCCUCCGCGAUCAAUUUCCUUUGCUGACAACCAAGAAAGUAUUCUGGAAGGGAAUCCUUGAAGAGUUGCUUUGGUUUAUCAAAGGUUCGACGAAUUCCAAGGAGCUUUCUGAGAAGGGCGUGAAGAUUUGGGACGCCAACGGCUCACGCAGCUUCCUGGACAAGUGCGGCUUCACUGAACGCGAAGAGGGCGACUUGGGUCCCGUCUAUGGUUUCCAGUGGCGCCACUUCGGUGCAGAAUACACUGACAUGCACGCCGAUUACACCGGGCAAGGCGUGGACCAGUUGCAGAAAGUUAUUGACACCAUUAAGAGUAAUCCAGAGGACAGGCGCAUCAUCAUGUGUGCGUGGAACCCUAAAGACCUUCCUCUAAUGGCGCUACCGCCAUGCCACGCCCUCUGCCAGUUCUACGUGUGCGACGGUGAGCUGUCGUGCCAGCUCUACCAACGCUCUGGCGACAUGGGCUUGGGCGUGCCAUUCAACAUCGCCAGCUACGCGCUCCUCACGUACAUGAUCGCCCACAUCACAGGACUCAAGCCCGGAGACUUUGUGCACACACUAGGGGACGCGCACGUCUACGUCAACCAUAUUGAUCCGUUAAAAGUGCAGCUGCAGAGGGAGAUCCGACCCUUCCCAAAAUUGAAGAUCCUGCGUAAAGUGGAGCGCAUCGACGAUUUCCGCACAGACGACUUUGAAAUCGUGGACUAUAACCCGCACCCGGCCAUCAAGAUGGAGAUGGCCGUGUGA